AUGGCCUCGGCAUACUUCGAGAUUCUGUCCCAGGGCUCUCUGACGACACCUCUAACCAUCCUACUGACCACAUGGCUCCUGUAUCUGGUGUCGCUUGUUGUGAACCGGCUGUACCUCUCGCCCAUCGCAAAGUUUCCCGGACCGAAAGCGGCCGCCUUAUCACGAUGGUACGAGCUCUACUACGAGGUCGUCCUGAAAGGCCAGUACUCACGGAGGAUAGAUGAGAUGCACCAGCAGUAUGGCCCCAUUGUGCGAGUCGCGCCAGACGAGAUCCAUAUCAAGGAUAGUGACUUUUUCGAUGAGCUAUAUGUCAAAGUCCCACGGGUUGACAAGCAUGAAUGGGCUGCUGGGAGGUUCGGAAACCAUGGCUCGAUCAUUACCACUGCAGAUUUUGCUCUCCAUCGUCGUCGUCGUGCGGCACUCAACCCCUUCUUCUCUAAACGGUCAAUCGUGGACUUCCAACCGGUCAUUCGCCAGAAGGCUGAGUUGUUAAGCAAGAAGCUUGGUGAGUACAAGGCCAAGGGCGCUCCCGUAGUCCUGAGCGAGGCAUUUCCAGCGUUUGCCGGCGAUAUAAUCACGGAAUACUCCUUUGGAAUCUGCUAUAAUCACUUGGAUUCUCCAGAUUUUUCAGAAUCCUUCCAUGCUGCGUUCAUGGCAGUCGGCGAAUUUGGCCAUGUCGCGGUUCAGUUCCCCUGGUUCCAUCCACUCUUGAAUUCUCUUCCGGAUGGCCUGGUUCGGAAAAUGCAGCCGGCUCUGGGGAGUCUACUGCAGCUUCAGGCUGAUUUGCGGAAUAUGAUCAAACUACUGACUCAAGGGGAUGACUUGGGUGAGGGGAAAUCGUCCCAUCGGACCAUUUUCCACGACCUGCUUCAGAGUUCUCUCCCGCCCGAGGAUAAGGGAAACCGCCGCAUGGCGGAUGAAGCUCAAACAGUCAUCGGAGGAGGCCUCGAGACAACAGCCUGGGCAUUGAGCGUGGCGUCAUUCCACAUUGUGAACAAUCCCAAGAUCUACAAGCGACUACACGACGAGAUUCUUCAAGUGAUGCCCGAUGCGUCCACCAUCCCCGACCUGCUAGAAGUCGAAAAACUGCCUUACCUUCGAGCCUGCAUCACCGAAGCUGUCCGCCUAUCUUAUGGCAUUUCCGCUCGCAACCCUCGUGUGCUCAAUCAGCCGCUUCAGUACAAGCAGUGGACCAUACCUGCGCGUACGGUUGUGGGCAUGUCGAUUGUGGACGUCCAUCACGACGAGAACAUCUUCCCCGACUCGCAUUCGUACAUUCCAGAACGAUGGCUGGGGAACCCCAAAGCGCCAAAUGGGUCCCCUCUUGAUCGCUAUUUUGUCGGGUUUGGAAAAGGCAGCAGGAGCUGCCUUGGAAUAAAUUUGGCGUACGCGGAACUGUUUCUGCUCAUGGCGACGCUCUUUCGACGAUUCCGGUUCGAACUGUUCGAGACCGACAGGUCGGAUGUGGAGUUGAAGCAUGAUUUCUUCUUGCCGAGCCCGAAACUGGAUUCCAAGGGCGUGAGGGUGAAGGUUGUCGAAGUUUACAAGUGA
Molecule: messenger RNA, 1551 nt
Organism: Cladophialophora psammophila CBS 110553
Lineage: Eukaryota; Fungi; Ascomycota; Eurotiomycetes; Chaetothyriales; Herpotrichiellaceae
Exons: 6
Coding region: 1-1551 (516 amino acids)
Molecular function (GO): iron ion binding; oxidoreductase activity, acting on paired donors, with incorporation or reduction of molecular oxygen; heme binding
Source: RefSeq, a predicted model, not a curated record